Messenger RNA from Salmo salar (Atlantic salmon), 5037 nucleotides. Lineage: Eukaryota; Metazoa; Chordata; Actinopteri; Salmoniformes; Salmonidae. The record is from RefSeq and is a predicted model, not a curated record.
CUCUCUUUAGCCACGGCGCAACGCACCUCCUUUCAAACUGAGAACGCAUUCUCAUCUGGAAUACGCCUAGGUCCACGCCUACUGCCCUUAACCAACCUGCGCUCCCCGAAAUGCCAUGGUCCGGUCGAGUCUAGACUGUCUCAUCCGCGGAGACACAUUUUUCUCUCGCGUGUUUUUACAAUUUGAGGCUUCAGUCGUAUGUGAUAUUUGCAUUCAGCAGCGUAGUAGUUAAAGUGGUACCGAAUGCGUUGUUUUAUGUUCUGUGUGUUGCCCUCACUCCAACAGACCGCUACAGUAGGAAGAUGGCGUCGGAGGGAGCGAGCGGGGAACAGCGUCCUCCGAUACAAACACUGGCAACAACAGUGCUUGGAAGUGUCGAAGCGAAAUGUGAGUUUAACAUGGAUAAUCUGAGCAAGCCGGAGCUCCUGACUCUGCUCAGCAUCAUGGAGGGAGAGCUGGAGGCCCGGGACCUGGUCAUAGAAGCCCUGAGGGCGCGGCGUAAGGACGUGUUCCUCCAGGAGCGCUACGGCCACUUCAGUCUGACCGACCCCUUCCUGGCCCUGCAGAGGGACUUUGACUGUGUCCCCGGGGGGGACAAAGAACGCAGGCCAGUUGGCUCCAGCCCCAUCUCAGUCCUGGAGGCAGUCAUGGCGCACUGCAGGAAGAUGCAGGAGAGGAUGUCAGCACAGCUGGCUGCUGCCGAGAGCAGGCAGAAGAGGCUGGAGAUGGAGAAGCUACAGCUGCAUAGUCUGGAGCAGGAGCACCGUAAACUAACCGCCCAGCUGAAGGACGAGCGGGAGAAGAACAAGCACAUGGUUAUGAUGCUGGUGAGGGAGUGCAAGCAGCUGGCCACCCGCGUGGUGGAGGAGUCGCAGCGCUUCGACGAGAUUUCUGCCCGGCUGGAUGAGGAGAGCCGCUUGGCCGGGCGGCUGCAGGAGGAGCUGACGGCAGAGAGGCAGCGUGGACAGCAGAUGGAGGCCAAGAUGGAGAAGCAGCUGUCAGAGCUGGACACUGAGCGCGAGCAGCUGCGUGCCAGGCUGGGCCGAGAGGAGACAGAGAGCCUGAGCCUGCGCCGGCAGGUAGAGCAGCUCAGGACUGAACGGGAUGGUAAGGACGUUAAAGACGGUAAGGAUGGUAAAGCCGGUACCACAGCCCAACCGGCUGCAGCUACUGCUGUGGAUCCCACCGCUACCACCAACCCCCCACCUCCCAAACACACAGUAUCUGUUGCUGUGGCCACAGACCCAGUCAGCUCCCAGACGGCCUCCUGCCAAACGGACCUGCCCCCUCCAGAGGCUGAGGGGCAGAAGAAGCCGAGCCCCCUCACCAUCCCUGUCAAACCCACUCCCACCAACUAUACAGGCCUCAGCCUGCCCAAGACGCCCAGCGCAGGCCGGGGGCUGGUCCACAGCAGCUCAGGAGGACUUCUUCAAACAGGGGAGAAUGGAGCCGAGGGCCAGACGCCCCACGGUGGGUUACACUCCCCUGCCCCCACCUCAGCCCUGCCCAUGGGGGUGAGCCCUCGUGUCCAGGCUGCUCGCUACAAGUUCCAGGAGCAGGACCAAAACGGCACAUCCUCCCAGAGCAGCCCGCCGACCCGUGACCUAUCCCCCACCAACCGAGACAACUUUGCCGCCAAGCAGCAAGCGCGACACACCGUCACGCAGGUCCUCUCACGCUUCACCAGCCCCCCAGCAGGGGGCCCCGGAGCCCUCCGCCCCGGCCUGCCCCACUCCACCUCAGAAGGGGGGCCCUUCCCUGGCCGCCUGGGCCACCCCAUCGGCCUCAAGUCCCCCACAGUGGCGAGGAUCGACCGGGGAAACCCGCCCCCCAUCCCGCCCAAAAAGCCGGGCCUCUCCCAGACCCCCUCGCCUCCCCACCCGCCCAUCAAAGUGGUGGGGGACAGCAGCCGCUCCCCCGGGGCGGGGUUAAAACCCGGCACGCCCCAGCUGCCGCCCAAACCCGCCCUGGACCUGGUCCCAGCCUUGACGGCGUCUCAGGUGGGUGCCUGCCCCCCCGCGAGGGGGGUGAGGGGGCCGCACCAGGCCACGUGUGCAGAGUGCCCCCCCGCCAGCGCUGCCAUCACUGUCAGUAGCCCCUCCUCCAUAAACCCCUCCUCCUUCGCUAGCGUUCCAUCCCGAGCCCCAGGCAGCCCCAUGGCAACAGCAUCAGGCUGGCGUCCCUCCAUAGUCCCCUCGCUAAACUGCGGUGGGCCCGUUGCCCUGGACGACGGGCACCCCCUGCUCCUCCAAGCUGCUUCAGGAAAUGUCACUUUAUUGUCAAUGCUGCUUAACUGAGAUCCAACGGAUAAUAUUAGUCUCCUUGAAGGCCACCCAACCUCUGCUUUGUUUUCUGCUGCUCAAAAUGGACGCUCAGACUGCGUUAACCUGCUGCUGACUUCGGGGGUGUCUACUGAUGUUUCUGAUUUAAACGAAUUUACGCCUUUACACUUUGCCGCCUCACACGAACACCACAGGUGUGUGGAGGCCCUGGUGUUCGGUGGGGCUGAUGUGGACCAAAGGGCCAUUGGGGGAAAGACCCCUCUGUUCAUGGCCAGCGGAGCCGACAGGCUGGACUGUACCAGUGCCUUGCUCAACGCCGGGGCCGACCGCUCAAGAACCACCACCGACAGCUGGACGGCUCUCCACGCGGCGUUCAGCUUGGGACAUGUGGACACUCUGCGGCUCCUCCUCUGCCACCCUGCCCCUGACUGUACCCACACCAUGACCCUAACCCUGACUGCAACCAUAGUCCUGGUCCUGCCACGAUCCCGGUCCUGUCUAGCACCUUGCUCAACCAGGACAACUGUGAGGGCUGGACCACUGCACACAUCACUGCUGCCAGGGGCUUCAAGGUCUGUCAGAGUCGUGUCUGGAUGAGCUGGCCCUGGAAUUCCUCAUGCCUCUUCAGCUGCUUCAGAACUACAUAUUCCUGUAUCGUAACGUUAUCUUCCACGGGCCGUAAGGGGACCUGUCAAGAGUACCUAGUCAAUCAGACUUCCCUCUGCAUCAACACGAAGCAGGAGUCUGUGGGUGUGGCCUGUGACAUCAGGGUGGAGGUGGACAGGGCUCUGACUAAAGAACAUCUGUUGGACACCUUCAUCAACUGUGGUGGCUGGCCCGGUUCUGGAACAUAGUGGUGGUCCUUCACGUGGAGUAGGCCAUCGUCUCCCGGGUGACACCGGGCAUCACCUAGCAAACGCCGCCUGAGCUCGGGCCAGCGGGCGGUGGUCAAGGCUGGUCUCAGUAUCCUGGUCAACAAAGUCAUCCUGCAGGGAUGCCCUCUGCCACGGCACAAGAUUAACAGGCACCUGUUGGAGUUCCGAGGUGGGACCUUCCCUCUCUCAACCAUUGGCUCCUGUAAAGGGAGAGGCGGCAGGAAGGGGUAGGAUAGUUGCAUGUAGAGAUGAGCCAAUACCAGCCCACGAAAGAAGGGGAAACCCCGCCUCCAACUGGAGCUGUGGAGAUUCUCUUAGAGAAGGGUCAUUGUUCAGCACUGAUGGAUGUCCUCUUCAUCACCAACGGCAAUACUCCGAGAUGGGGACCAUGUGAGUCUGUCUCUUACAACGAGACUGAUCUGAUCAGGGAGUUACAGACCAUGUGCUCCAGCAAGUCAGAGCCAAACAUCAGCAAGAUUGCUAGUCCAAGGAGGACUUCAUCGUCUUCUCUGGCUCUCCAAAUGGACAAUCGCCCCGCCGCAGGACCGACCAUGAAGCAACCGCUCAACCACAGAUGACUGGCAGCUGUCACUCCACCCCCAUCCCUGCCCUAGGCAGCCCCUUGCAACAAGAGGCGAUCGACGUCCUACCCAUAUCCCAGCUCCCUGUCUCCAGCAGCAGGUGACAGCAGCCGCGAGCCAGCAGCAGCAGUGCCUCCGCACCACGAACACCCACUACGACCACUAACCGCAACGCGAACAGAACUGAACCAAGCAGCAGCAGCAAAACAAGGCAGGCCCCAACCAGACACAACAACAACAACAACGAAAACAACCAACAACACAUCUGGAUCCUACACCGAGACCUGCAUGAAAACAACAACAAUACCAAGUACUAGAUGAACCUCCUUUCUCCUCUUUUCCUCUUCCUUCACCUUCCUUCUUUCCAUCCUUCCUUCCUUCCAUCCUUCCCACCACUCUGCUUUGAUCCCUCCAUGUUGUAAAGUUAGGGUUAAUGACCACCCUUUUAGUAUUUGUACUUGUUAUCCGUACUUGUUACACUGUAUAACAAUUGUGUACUUGGGGACCAUAGUUUUAUGAUAUUAUACAGUAUUUAAGUAUUGAAAGAAGUAAAAAAAAAAAAAGAGAAAUUCGCAGGGAAUUAUGUCAAAAGAAAAAUAAGUACUUAAAACAGGUUUUACCUUUUGGGGUGAAAGAAAAGAAACAGGACAUUUUUUGGUAUUACGUAUUUUCGAAUAUUCAAGUAUUUUAUGUUUAAAUAGUUGCAAGGUUGGUUUAAAUACUGUUGAAAUUAAUAAAGGUUUUACCAAAUAUUUGUAAAUAAGAAUGAUUAGUAAAAUUAAUGGUAUAUAGAUUGGUGUAUGUGGUAUUAAGCUUGUACAGUGAAGAACUCAAAAAGAAAAGUGGAAGAAAAAAAACCUUGUAUAUAUGUCUGUAAUAAUAGGAGAAUUUGGUUAAUAAUUUUUCACUUGUUUCAAAGUGAUUGGAAUGUGGCAAUAAGUAAAGAUAAUUGCAAACACAGGACAUUUUCUUUCUUUUGACUAUGAACCAUAAAUAAAUACUUUAAACUACCCAGAAUUCCAUCCGAGUCACGGCUCGAUUCACCUUUGACCUCUAAGUGGAGCCCGAUAUAAAUUUCAAAGCAGCACGUUUUGUUAGUUUUCUUUUCUUUCUUUUUUAAAACUUUUUAUUAAUUUAUUUUGCGAGGGGGGGACGUGUUAUUUUGAAUGGCCAUUGUUGAUUUAUGUACAGGAUAUAUUUUAGUCAAUCUUUGGUGUUCUGUAUGAUAGCUGUUUGAAGUUUAAAGAAAUGUCCUGGUUCCUUUAAGCACAACCAUUAAAACUGCACUGUCAACCCCAA